AACACUGACACUUGGUAAUGGCUGGGUAAAUACGAAUGAGGUUUUGUUGUGGAGUCCACAGAAGCACGUAUCGCAAAGCUCCGCCCUCAACUAUUCGAAAUGAUGUUCUUGUAUGAGGCACUGAGCGAGGGAGAGAGUGAGCGAGAGGUGUGGGGGGGGGGAGCGAGAGCGCAUUCGGUCGGAAAUCACUUCACUCUCACAUAGGCUAUCCACAGUAUACAGGCGCGCGGUGAGCUGCGGCACUGAUGAUGAGAGCACGCGCACUGGACGCUACCGGACAUAGCCUUGGACGAUUUUUCUGUUUUCACUUUUAUGCACAGACAGUUGUUGACUGAAGGUCUACGUUUUGAAGGAUGUUGUCGUGUGAAAUUGGAGGUGUCGGGAUGCUUUGAGCCCGGUCCGGAGUACCGCUGGUUCGGGGUUUCCUUUCGUGCGCAAAGAGAGGACACUUCUCUCUGAUGUGCGUAACCACCAUCAGCCAAGUUGCGCGCUCUUAUUUUUUGACGUGACACUUUUUGCUAAAGUUCUACAGGACCAGAAAAGGGUGCUGUCUUUUGUAUCGAAAGGAUUGCGGUGGUGCUGAAUUUUGGAUAUCCAAAAGCGCUUGAUUUGUAGCGUGCAAAGCUUUCAAGAGCACAUACAACUAAGAGGAGUAACUAUCCAUUAAGUAACAGACUGAUGAUGUGCCAGAGUGCCAAUGUGAUGUGGUCACGGUGGAGUGCCAUGCUAGUGUGGAUUUUCCUCCUCCUCUGUUGCUCUGCAGAUGUAGUCAGCACCAUCAUCUACCAGGUGACAGAGGAGCAGCCGCCCAACACACUGAUUGGCAGCUUGGCAUCUGACCAGGGCUUGCCAGACACCGGUCACCUUUACAAGCUUGAGGUCGGCGCCCCUUUCCUGCGUGUGGAUGGGAAAACAGGGGAUAUCUAUACUACGGAGAUCUCGAUCGAUCGGGAGACUCUCAAGGACUGUCGCAACAUUUUUGAGGGCGAUCCUUGUUUCCUAGAAUUUGAGGUGUCUAUUACAGACCUGAUGAAAGGCACAGGACCUCGGCUCAUCGAAGGCCGCAUCGAGAUCUUGGAUGAGAACGACAACACUCCACAGUUCUCUUCACCUGUCUUGACAUUGUCGAUCCCGGAGAACACACACGUGGGUGCACUUUUCCAAAUCCCUGUGGCCACCGACAGGGAUUCUGGAAGCAAUGGCAUCGCUGAUUACGCGCUAACGACUGGCCCUGAAGCUGCCAACCUUUUCAGCCUGCAGGUGGCGCAGGACUCAGAUGAGAAAUUGCCCCAACUCAUUGUAUUGGGAAACCUGGAUAGAGAGCAGCGAGAUUCAUAUGACCUCAACAUAAAAGUGAUCGAUGGUGGCUCUCCACCCCGCCAGAGUAGCGCCUUGCUCAGGAUCACCAUUACAGAUGUCAAUGACAACGUGCCCAAAUUUGAGAAGUCACAUUAUGAGGGUGAGCUCCCAGAAAACAGCCUAGUGGGUUAUUCUGUUCUACAAGUGAAGGCCUACGACUCUGACAUGGGGCCCAAUGGAGAGGUGACCUACAGCCUCCACCAGGCAUCACCAACAGUCCAGAGGCUCCUCAGCAUUGACCGCAACACAGGCACCAUUUUCGUUAAAGGCACUGUGGAUCGUGAAGAAAUUAGCAUGCUCAAGUUCUACGUCCAAGCUAAAGACAAUGGUCCACAACCAAAGAACUCCAAAGCCCUUGUAACUAUUACAGUAAAGGACCAGAAUGACAAUAAACCCACCAUCAGGAUCCGGGGCAUUGGGCUUGUGACGCAUGAUGAUGGUGUCGCUAACAUAUCGGAGGACAUGCCAGUAGGCACAGCUGUGGCUUUGGUGGAGGUAUCAGAUGAAGAUGAAGGUGAAAAUGCAGUUGUGACCUGUGUGGUCGCAGGGGAUGUGCCAUUCCAACUGCGUUCAGCUAGUGAAACAGGCAAUGACCGCAAGAGGAAGUACUUCCUCCAGACAACCAUGCUACUGGACUAUGAACGGAUAAAAGACUACAGGAUUGAAAUUGUAGCAGUGGACUCUGGCAACCCUGCACUAUCCAGCACAAAUUCCCUGAAGGUGCAAGUGACUGACAUGAAUGACAACUCCCCAGUGUUCUCGCCUUCUUUGUAUGAGGUAGAAUUUGCUGAGGAGAACCAGCCAGGUGACAAGGUUCUGGAUGUGGUAGCCACAGAUGCCGACAGCGGGACUAAUGCGGAGCUGACCUACACUAUCACUGGUGGAUCAGUACCCGAGGGGCUCUUUGAAAUUAACCCCAACACAGGAGAAGUGCAUGUCAUGAGCCAGUUGGACCGUGAAAAAAUAGAUCACUAUCAAUUUCUAGUUGCAGCAGCUGAUAAAGGUGUACCAAGCUUGAGAGGAACUGCCACUGUUGUCAUUAAGGUGCUCGACAGGAAUGACAAUGACCCUAAAUUUAUGCUUAAUGGUUAUAGCUUUUCAGUCCAAGAAAACAUGCCGCCCCUUAGUCCUGUAGGAAUGGUAACAGUCAACGAUUACGACAAGGGCGAGAAUGCUCGUGUUCAACUUUCUGUAGAACCAGACAAUGGCAAGUUUAUGAUUCAAAAUGGAACGUACACUAUACUUUCGACUAUUUCCUUUGACAGGGAAAAGGAGAGCACCUACAGUUUCCGACUUAAAGCUGUUGACGGAGGUGAUCCACCACGUUCUUCCUAUGUUGGCAUUACCAUUAAUGUUCUUGAUGAGAAUGACAAUGCUCCAUACGUCACCAAGCCCUCAAACUCUUCAUACAAGUUCUUGGAUCCCCGCACAAGCCCAGAAACACACGUUGAAAGUGUUAAGGCAGAGGACAUGGACAUCGGCUUAAAUUCAGAGAUGGAUUUCAGUAUAGUAGGGGGCAACCCGCAUGGAUUGUUCCGCAUCUCUACAGAAGGUGAGAUUAUAUUGGCUAAAGAGUUCACAUCGAAACACAUUGGUCUCCACCGUCUGGUAGUAAAAGUUAAGGACAAAGGCACGCCGGCACGCCAUACGACUGCACUGGUUCAUGUCUACGUCAAUGAGACCAUUGGCAAUGUCUCCCAUGUCGAAGGACUUGUUGGACACAGUCUUUAUACGCCACUUGAAAUGGACAUAGCAGGAGACCCUGAUUAUUCUCGAGACCAGCAUAGUAACAUUAUUUUUGCAGUCUUAGGUGGCUUUUGUGUGGUCAUUCUUAUCAUUGCAGUGGCUAUGAUCAUCAGGCAUGUCGUGCUAAAGGAGAAUAAAAGUGGCUACCAGGCAGGCAAGAAGGAGACCAAAGACCUCUAUGCCCCCAAACCAGGACCUAAGAGCAACAAGAACAAGAAGGCAAAGAAAAGCAAAGCCCCAAAGCCUGCCAACCCAUCUGAAGAGGAUGAGGGGGGGAGUCUUCAGAAAGGCCUAAAGUUUAACCACAUGAAUGAAAGCAUCAUCGAUAGCCCAAGGAUUCACCUGCCGCUCAACUACCCCCCUGGGAGCCCAGACCUAGGGAGACACUAUCGAUCUAAUUCUCCCCUGCCAUCCAUUCAGCUCCAACCUCAGUCACCUUCUGCCUCAAAGAAACACCAGGCAGUGCAGGACUUGCCAGCAACCAACACCUUUGUAGGAACCGGUGACAACAACUCAACAGGCUCGGACCAGUAUUCGGAUUACAGCUACAAGGCCAACUCUUCAAAAUAUAGCACCAAACAGCUCCCGCAUCGCCGAGUGACCUUCUCCACAGCCAAUCAGGCGCAAGAUCUGCAGGAUGCCUCUCAGCACAGUUACUAUGACAGUGGUCUGGAAGAGUCAGAGACACCCAGUAGUAAGAGUUCUUCAGGACCCCGUAUCGGGCCCCUCGCCCUGCCUGAAGACCACUAUGAACGCACCACCCCAGACGGCAGCAUCGGGGAGAUGGAACAUCCUGAGAACGAUCUGAGGCCUCUACCUGACGUGGCCAUGACUGGAAAAUGCACACACGAGUGUACGGAAUAUGGCCACUCGGAUUCCUGCUGGAUGCCUGGACAGCCCUCACCCAACCGCACCAAGAGUGCCAAGAGUGGGUCCAAGCUCUCCACCUUCGUGCCUUACCAGGAGAGGGAGUGUCAGGAGCGCCUGAUGGCGGACAGCAGCUCUAAGCCUCACGGAGAGGAGCGGAGUGGAGGCGGGAGCAACAAAGUGGCCAGCAUUCGCUUUUUGCCUCCCUACACUAGUGCCUAUUCUACUGGCAGUGACUCCAGCAAGGACUGCCCCCGGGAGGAGAUCCCUCUGAGUCAGACAGCUGAUUACGUCCCUGCCACUACACCCUCCAGCCAAGGCUCCAAAAGAGAAAUCUACCUGUGAUUCACCUGUUGUCCGCCUGUGUUUGAUUCCACAUUCGAUCCAAUUUACUUGUGAUCAGCAAUGCCUGUGAGAGGAUAAAAGGCCUCAUUGUCAAAACACCUGCUACUUCUACCACACCGCCAGAUCCCGAUUUACUCAGUCAUCUCCAAUCCCCUCAGCUAUAAGCCUAAUUGUUGACACAAAGCAGCUAGAGACCUUCUUUAAAACCCUCUAGGUUUUAUACAACCCUGUGCAUUCUUAGAGGCUCUGGAAGCCGAAUAGAUAUGAAGAGAAUAAUUAGAAAAAAAGAGAAAAUCAUUUAGUGAAUAUGAAAUGAAGUACACAAUCCCCAUGUAAACUUCUAGUGAAAGAAUGUAAGGACAACUUUUUAAGUGUACUUUGUAAUAAUUUAAUGUCAAGGUAAUAUUCCUAUUUUAAUCCGAAUUUCUUCACAGAUUUUUUGUUUUUAUUUUAGUUUUUUUUUAUUAUUAUUAUUAUUAUUGUGUAUAUAUGUAUUACUUAUGAUCGGACUGUAGUUAUGCUUAUCUAAAACUUAUAUACAUCCAAAUAAUACUUUAGUUUUUCUUCUGUGUGUAACUACUAAGCCAGAAGAACUGGCGAACCAAAUCCUGGCAAUCCAAGAAGGACAUACAUUCUCAACAUAUAUACUUUACUAAAGAGAAAACAUUCACCUUUCUUUUAGCACUGAAGGGUAACUGUUUCUUACCUUUGUCUUUUUUUUUCAUAGGAAAAUUUUUUUUGUUAAUGUACAGUGAUGUAAAUACUUAAUGUCUGAUGAACUAGUUUUGAUUUAUGAUUUAGCUGGACAGACUCUUGAAGUCACGGCUUCCUUCUGUUGAUAAUAGUAGAAGGGACAUUGCUCAGAGGAUUUGCCUCCCUGUCAGUAAAAGAAGGACAACCGUUUGGACCAUGGAAUGCUAAAGAUAAUCCACGAUAUGAGCCUCUGCCAUCUAAGUACUUGGGACUCGAGCGAACAUGGAAUUUAGGGCAAAAUCCAAGGGAAACAAAUGAACUGAAGCAGGUUUGCAUGAUGCCAUUUGUCAUUUUGGACAAAUUUGACGGGCUUCAUCAGUUCCCACAGGAAGCUCUCUCAGUGACUUUUCCUCUGUAAUCCUCUCUUAUUUCAGAAGACUAUCCAAAUGAAGCUGAGGCUUGAGGUGAGUUGCCUUUGGAAGAGCUUUUUUCACCCCCAACCCCCCCCCCCCCCCCCCCCCCAUCCCAUCCGUAAGGAGGAGAAACAACUUUCAAAGUACAAAAAAAAAAAAAAAAAAAUAUAUAUAUAUAUAUAAUUAUAUUAUUGUCCAUGUGCUUUGCAAUAGCCUAUUUGUUUCCGGACAUGUCAAACUCUGUUGUGUAGAUGUGUGGUUUUGUCAGAGAUUGUGGCUCUGCUCUGUGGUGGGUCUGACCUGGUCAAAUUGAAUGCUUAUAACAAGUGGACGGGUUCAAAAAUCGUGACAGCAGUCAUUUUAUCGUGUUUGACUACAUUAAAGUUGUAUUCAACAAAUUCAGUAUAUUCUAAAACAUCUGAGAUUCUGUUUGAAGUGUGCUUUGAACGUAUGACAUAGGACUCCUUUAGCGACCUUAGAAACGCCUGAAUCUCACUAACCUAUCACCGCACAAGUCACACUGGCUCUCACCUAACCAGGACACUUUUGAUGGAAAUGUCCCAAAAUGAAAGCGAGGUCUUUCUGAAAGACUUUACAGGAAGUUCAUUGACGAUUACUGAUGGUAACAGGGAUUGCAUCAGUUGGGAUGCAGGUCAGCAAAAGCUAUGAUGAGUAUUCAAGGACUGAGCUACACACAAUAAGUGCUCUUUAAUUUACAUAAUAUCACACAGCUAAAUCACAACUUAAACCCAACUCUUCACCAUGGAUGAUUUUGCCAUUUACUCUAUAGGUGUUGAUUCAAUGUUCACAGAGCUCUGUGCUUGGGGUGUAAUAUUUGAUAAAGUCUUUUUUAAAAGAAAAGAGAAAGGAAACAGUGCUAACGUCUGGCUUGUCAGGUCAUGGACGUUUGGUGUGUCACUUCCUUUUGUCUGUGUGAAGUAAUUAAUUCAUGACAGACCUUUCAUUUGAACACUGGCAUACUGAACACCUGACUAAGGACUUUACUAAGUAAAUAAGUUGUAAUUCCAAUUUGACAGGGUAUUUGGUCUCUGCAUUCAUGCAUUGCUGAGCUUGUUGCAGCUUUGGGGCAGACCUGAAGAGAUACCAAAAGAACUCACUCGGCCAAAGUGUUGAUUUGAGAACAUUUGACACUUUCACUCAUUCAUUUGCUUCAUUUAACUUCCUGUUCUUUUAAUCAUCCCAGUGACUACUGACCUUAAAUGUGUUUUCUGCAGUUACAAACAGAAGCUGCCCAUGCUGCAUGAACCUUAAAUGCUGCAUGACAGGUAGACAGUCUCUCGCUCCCACUGGGAAAACCUGGAGUUUAUCCCCGGAGAGCAACUGUCACAGAUACUGAUAGGUCAAAUCACUUGGAGUGUUGUGUGUAAACGUCUGCGUCUUCACUCACCUGUUUGGAAACACAGAGGGAUCCAAUCAUUCCCUUUAAAGCAAGAAAUUUUAAAUCUAUACGCAUUGAUAUAUAUAUAUAUAUAUAUAUAUAUAUUUAUUUUAUUUUUAUUUUUAUUUUUUGCUUGGAUUUUCAGUGGCCAAAUUGUGGCAUCUCAUUUAAUAAAAUGGCUCUUGCUGUGUGAAACAGUGGUGCAAAGAAUCUGACAAAAAAAUAAUAAUACCGUAAUAAUAAAAACAUCUUAUACACUGGUUGUAGGGUGAAAAACAAUCAAAAGAAACAUUAUAUAACAUCAUCCUGCAAUUGUAGCUGUCUGUUUGUUUGUCAGACAGCAAUAUAUUCUACUCUCAUGUGGGAUCUGGAAUUUAGGUAGUUUCUUAAUUCAAAGAGAGCAGUGUUAUAAAAAGUCUGAAUGAAUCGGUCUUUUUUUAAAUGUAUUUAUGACUUUGUUUAUUGUUUAAGAAAAUUGGAGACAUUGUUAUUCUGGACUACUGUUAUUUCAUACCAAACACAAUCUCUCUCUCUUUUCUUUCUUCUAAUUUAAGUUUCACUUUCCACACAACUCUUUUAGUUUUAUUAUCCGCAAUAUAAAUUUGUCCUGCUUCAUACUUUGAUUAACAGUCUUGAAGCAAAAUUAAAAAUGGUUAUUUGUUCUAUACUUAUGUUUUUUUGUUUUUGUUUUUAUAAUGUUUUCCAUUGCAGAACAGUGAUGAGUAAAAAAAAAAAAAAAAAACACAUAAUCUUUGUUUUCUUUAAAAUUUUGUCUACUUUGUGAGUAGGCCCAAAUGGAAUCUGCAUCUUGCAUUCAUUUUUGCGGGAAAGACAAUCUGAGUAAUGGAUUUGAACAUGAUGAAAAUGGGUUAAAUAGAGCUUAAUCAGUUGCUAAAGCAUUAUCAAAUUAGCCAAAUAUUUAAUAAACCAACAUGCAAGGGUGUAGGAUGUGCAUGGCUUCUUAAAUAAUGGGCGUUCCAGUUCUGUAGAAAUCUAUGGAGCUUUCUGCCGGCACAGCUUCCGUGUGGGCCUGUUCAUGACUGGUGUUUAAUUUCAUCCUACUGUAAGCUCUAUUUCAUUUGUGCUGAAUCGUGUUUUUGAUUACAUGGAAAUCAAUCAAAUCCAAUGUGAAUUAAGGAUCAGUUUGUUGUCUGACACAUGGACUCAUUUUGGAGCAGAGCCACCUGCUGCAUUUGUCCAGGUAUUAGGAGUUAUGAACGAACAUGUCAUAAUGUUGUAAUGUCACCGUGCAUAAUGAGGCUCACCAUGCAUCUCUGCGCAUAAUAAAACUAGAGAGUAAACCGCAUCAUUCUACCCCUCGAAAAAGAUUAAAAACCAAAUCAGUGAUUUAUUUUGUGACGCGGUGGCUGAACGGCUUCAUUACUAUAAAUUUGGCUCUGAAAUGAACCGGUAGCGCUUUAGCAGUUUGUGGACAUCUGCUUACACAUGAUUUCAAUAUUAAAAACUCUACAAUAAGAAAUUGAAGAACAGCCACCGUUUAAAUAGAUAAUUACAGGAAAUACAAGUUUGUAGUCUUAAGUGCUGGUUAUAUUUAUAUCGAAACGCUUGUGAUGACUUGUUUUCUUUUGUACAGUUUUAUGUACAUGAUAAUAACGUGGCUUUUAAAAAAAUAUAUAUAAAAAAAAAGAUUCAAAAAACACGUUGAAAGAUUAAAUUGUGAGAAAUUGUGAAAUAUUUUGAAAAGUAGAAUAUGUUAGGAUGAGAAUGGGUGGGGGCACUCAGUUGGUGUGCCUGUGUCUAAAAUAUCAUCACUGGCCUUCUAGUCUAUUUUAAAGUUUUAAUGUCUCUUUUUAUGGCUCUUAUUUUUUUUUUUGUUCUGUGUCAUUUGCAAAACAGUGGCUUUGAAGAGUUUUAGCUUUUAUUUGUUCCAUUAUGUUCUUAUCAAUAUCCGCAUGUUAAACACAAUGAAAAAAAAAUCUUCUCUUAUUUUUGCUGAGCAAAUCAAAGAAAUACUAUCUUGUAAGUACUCUUUCCUUAUAGCUUUACAAUAAAAUACGUUCUGUAAAA
Molecule: messenger RNA, 8850 nt
Organism: Carassius gibelio (silver crucian carp)
Lineage: Eukaryota; Metazoa; Chordata; Actinopteri; Cypriniformes; Cyprinidae
Product: protocadherin-1
Exons: 5
Coding region: 679-4317 (1212 amino acids)
Biological process (GO): homophilic cell-cell adhesion
Cellular component (GO): plasma membrane
Molecular function (GO): calcium ion binding
Source: RefSeq, a predicted model, not a curated record